GCUGUUUGUGCUCAUAGCGGCUGCUAGUGCCGGAGACCGGGCCCUCGUGCAUAAUCCGCGUGCGGUGUACGAGGGACUUGUAUAGAACCCCGCGUCCGGCCCUGCUGACCCUGUCGUGGUGGCAAGGCACGUUGUCUAGAUGCAAUCAGCCGUUGUGCCAGACACCACUUUUACAGAUUCAGAUAUGGACAAGAAACUGCUGGAGCAGUGCAGCGACAUGAGCGACGCGGAGACUGUAAGUCCAAAGAGCCUGGCUCGACUGAGAAGCCUUAGCACAAUGUCCUCCUUUGCUCGCUCAUUUUCUCGACUCACCACUUCGUUGCUGGAAUGUCCUGAUGUGGAUGAAGAAGAGGAACAGGAAUUCAAUUUGGUUGUGAAGGCAACCUUCCUAGAAUACAUUCCUGUAAAGAGCAGGUUGAAACGCUGCGAGAGUGACUCAGUGUUAGUCCAGCCCGGCUCUUUGAGUGUGGAUCCGGCUGAUGGCAACAUCCUACGCGCUACAGAGAGCGAGACAGUCUUGCCGGAGGGGAUGCCAUCGGUGGGUUCUAUGUUGCACGAGUCACAGCAGUGUCGGCCUUGUGCGUGGUUUUGGAAGCCAACGGGCUGUUCGAAUGGCUCCGCGUGCAGACACUGUCACUUGUGCCCUGCAGGGGAGCUCACUCGUCAGAGGAAAGUUCAUCGCUGCAUGGCACGUCAGAGGAGACAGGACCAAGGAACCUCGUGCGGAGCACAGACGGUUUCCAUUGUGCCGGUCCUCUUGCCUGUCAUGCCUAGCGUGAUUGGUAUAAGCCCUGGGGGCCCUGGACCAGUGCAAUUUUGUGAGCCGAGAGCCGCCGCGGGGUCAAGCUCGUCGAACCCAACGUUGUUGGGUAGAAUUUGACCAUCCGCUGGGGGUGCGAUAUGACCUUUAUGAUUUUAUCAUGCGUGCC
Molecule: messenger RNA, 929 nt
Organism: Cladocopium goreaui
Lineage: Eukaryota; Dinophyceae; Suessiales; Symbiodiniaceae
Source: the annotation of a GenBank genome assembly